ACAGGACAAAAUAUCAUAAUUCAUGAACCUAUCAACUGCCUAUCAAAAAUGAUUUUGUAUUAAUUAUUGUAUUGUCAUUUCAUUUAUUGUGAAGAGGGCCUAUAAGUUUUUAUAAUAACCAACGGUAAUCUUAUAAGAGUAAUAUAUUGUAUAAACCACACUAAAACUGGAAAAUGAUCAACGAAGUGCUUCAAGUAACUAGCUUUGAUAAGGAACACAAAAUUUCGUCGGAUAAAAUAAGUUCUCCCUCGAUUAAAGGAAAACCAACGCCCGUAGAUUUUGAUACAUUUGUACCCUGGAUUUGUCUUGAAUUUCAAGUACCAUACAAUAUAACUGUUCACAGAAAACAUCAAGAUGAAUAUUCGAGACAUAAACGCCAUAGCCAUAAAGGAUCUAGAAAGUUAGAACAUCCUUUACAUGAAAGUACGAGGAAAGCUCUUGCUAUAAAAGUUUUUAGCAAGAACACAAAACCUGACGAUGAUGAUUCCAUACCAGUAACAGCAUCCUAUAAUAGCAAGGGUCAUUUAACAGAGAUAGCAAUUGUUAAUUCCCCUUACGAAAUCCCUCGAAAACUCAUUAUAGCAUUUACUUUAUGUUUACCAUUUCACAAUUCCUUAGGAAGGAUUACAAUUAUAAAAGACAAAAUUAAUUUCGCUGUCAUUCACGAAAUUAGUAAAUUGCUACCACAUUCAAAUAUAACUCAAGUCUUUCUUGAAAACUGCGAUUCAGGGGCUAAAUAUCAUUUGCUGUUGGAACAUUUAAGUCAAUUAAGGAAUUUAACGCUGCGAAGGCUGGGCAUAGACGAUGACGAAUGUAAGAAUAUAGUGGACAAACUUGGUGUUGGAAAACCAGCUUCAAAAACUUUGUUAACGUUGGAUUUAUCAUCGAAUAAACUUACAGAUGAAGCAGCGCAUGCGUUUGGUUAUAUGCUCCGUGGGAAUAGAUGUUUAUUGCAUUUAAAUUUGUGUAAUAAUAAAAUAAGUGAUAUUGGCGCUGAUUGUAUUUUAAAAAGUUUAACAUCAUUUCUAGUAACUGACAAUGAAAUUUUGGACAAAAAGCGUAGACGUUUUGAAUAUUUGGUUAAAAGAAUUGCUUUUUACAAGCAAUAUAAAAAUGAAUUAAUACUUCGUCAAACUCAAAAAGAAAGUAACAAAGGGAAGAAGCAUAUAAUGCCACAUAAAAAAGGACAUUUAAAGAAAAGCAAAACAGAGCCUUCGUUUUCUAUCAUGUCAAACUUAACAAUAGAUGAGUUAGCGGAAAAAAUGACUCUAGAUAAUAUUGGUGAAUUUAUUGAUGCAUUCGAUGAAGAGAAUUUAGUAAUAGUGCAUGACCAAAAAUUUUCGAUUGGUAAUUUACGUUUAUGUUCUCUUAAUCUAUCUUAUAAUAAUUUGAGUUAUAUAACCGUGCGUAAAAUAUACGAAGUGCUUAAUUAUCAGAUAAAAGUUCUGCCAAAAAAGCUACAUUUGAAUACUGGUCUGAUGAGAAUUCUAUUCGAAGGGAAUUCCACUCCACGAUAUUGUCAGGAGUACAAAGAUAUUUGUCUCCUUCUUGAUAAGGUUAUUUCUGAAAAUGUGACAUUGCCUGAUUUAUCUCAUAGCACGCCUUCUCUAAAGGGUAGGCGAGAUUCGACGCCUUCGGUCAAACGUAGUGGUCAUGGUUCUGCACAUGCCAAAAAAUAAUUGGCCCUCAUAUU
This is a messenger RNA of Colias croceus (clouded yellow), 1693 nucleotides long. RefSeq lists its product as uncharacterized. Gene Ontology annotation, molecular function: protein binding. Lineage: Eukaryota; Metazoa; Arthropoda; Insecta; Lepidoptera; Pieridae. The transcript is spliced from 2 exons. The record is from RefSeq and is a predicted model, not a curated record. Bases 174 to 1679 code for a protein of 501 amino acids.